Enterobius vermicularis (human pinworm) is the source of this 708-nucleotide messenger RNA. NCBI's taxonomy places the organism in Eukaryota, Metazoa, Nematoda, Chromadorea, Rhabditida, Oxyuridae. The record is from the annotation of a GenBank genome assembly.
AUGUUGUCAAUACUCAUACUUUUUGGCUUUUCUGGAUUUUAUGCUAACGCUCAAAAUAAUUUUGUUUCUUGUAAUAUCACGCAAUUAAACGUUUGUCAUGAUGACUUCAUGAAGCGACUUGGAAGUUCAGGUACUUGGAUACAAACCACUCUGUUUCGUGAUGCAAUAGAAAAACAGUUUAUGUCAGGACGGGAUUCGAAUAUUCAAAAACUUUGCAGUGCCUUCCAACGGUAUAAGAGCUGUUUUUCAUCUGAUGAAAGUGCUAAAGCAUAUCAGAUUUAUCAAGCGUGUACGGAGCGAGUAUUAGGAUUACUUUUGGAUGAAAACCAGUUUCAGAGAAAGUUUACAAAAGAACAGGCGACUGGGUACGUCAUGAUGAUUGCCCAGUUAGAGUACGCAUGCGGAGCUGGGUUUUCGAUUCUACUUGAAUAUGGAACUUGCAUUGGCGAAACUUUCACCUCAAACAGUGAAACAAUAAAAGCAUGCAGUACUGAGUUCAACACUGCAGUGCAAAAUGAUCCAUACGAAACAUGCAACUACGCUGCCACGGCAAUGUCGUGUUUCCAAGCGGUUUUUAAGAAGUGUGGGAUUCCCUCAUCUUGGUUUGGGUGUGAAUACGAACGGACGGGAAUUCAAGCAUUGUAUUCUCAGUGCACUGCAGAUUACUGCUUUACAGACGUAAUUAUCUUUUGUUUUAAAAAAGUUUAG